GGGCCCCUUCCCGCGGCUGCAGGACGUCCCGGGGGCCCGGAGGCGCGCGCCGCGACCACCCCCUCCGCGUUCCCCGCCCACCGCCGGCCGCGCGCCCCGCCGAGCCCGCCCCGCGCCCGCCCCGCCGAGCCCGCCCGGUGCCCGGUGCCCGGUGCCCGCGCUCCCCACGCAGCCGCGCUGGGCGGCCCCGCGGCGGGGCGGGCUCGGGGCGGGCGGCGGCCGGGCCGGGCCGGGCGGCGAUCGCUUCAGGAAGUGACAAGUCGAUUUCCUCCGCCGAGCCGCUCGUACAAAGCGCCGGGCCGGCAGGGAGCGUGCGCGGCGCGGCGCGGCGGCGGGGCCCGAGGACGCGGCGGCGGAGGCGAGCGGGGCGGCCGCGCACGCGAGUAGCCAGCCUGAGUGGCCAAUGGCGUCUGUGUCCUGCUGACUCCGCCGGAGGUGCCCUCGCCCAGACGCCUGCCCGCCUGCCCGCCCGCCCGCCGCAGGACGGCAUCCCUGGCCUGAGCCCCUUACCAUGGUGAUGAUCCUCAGGAAAAGCCUCGACACUCAGGGCGCCGACGCCGUGGCCUGCCAGCCCUUCAGCCCCGAGCUGCACACGCCAAAGAAGAUGAGUCGAGGACCGACCCUCCUCUCUUGUGGAGUGAUGGAGAGUGACCGGUGGCGAGAGCUGGACGGGAAGUGCCCUCUGCAGGUGGAGCAGCCGCGCGCCGGCCUCUGGGAGCACCAGGAUGGGGCGCUGUGGCCCCGGGACACGGCGGCCUGUGCCGUCACCAGCCUCAUCCAGGACCUCAGCCUCAGUGACCGCCACGGGCACCCCUCGGCGCCCCCCAGCAAACGCCAGUGCCGCUCGCUGUCCUUCUCCGACGAGAUGUCCAGCUGCCGGUCGUCGGCCUGGCGGCCCCUGGGCUCAAGGGUGUGGACGCCAGUGGAGAAGCGGCGCUGCCUGAGCGGGGGCAGCGUGCCCAGACCCUCGCCCGGCGCCGGGCCCAUGCAGCGCAGCUCCAGCUUCAGCCUGCCCUCUCGGCCCCCCCAGGGCCCCGCCGGAUGCCCCCGCAGCCCCGAGCCCCCCGAGGCGUCCGGCCGCCUCGACGUGCAGCGCUCGCUGUCCUGCUCCCACGAGCACUGCCCGCCGUCCGCCAGCAGCACCCCCGCGUCCACGCCCGAGCUGGCCCGCAGGACUGGGGGGCUCUCCCGCAGCCGCUCGCAGCCCUGUGUGCUCCACGACAAGAAGGCGGGGGUCAAACGGAGGCGCCCUGACGAGGGGCCUGGGCAGCGGCCCUCCCUCGACCUUGCCAAGAUGGCCCUGAACUGCCAGACCUUCAGCAGCCUCAGCUGCCUGAGCGCCAGCGCCGACGAGGGCCCCCCCAGCCCCCAAACCAGCGCCCCCCGACCCCCGGGCCCCGUGGGGGGCAGGACCCUGCUGGACACACCGCCGCCCACCUGCAGGGAGGAGCCGUUCUGUGAGGACGAGGGCAGCCGGCGGGGGCGUGGGGCGAGGGGCAGCCCCUGCUCUCUGGACGGAGAGCUGGACAUCGAGCAGAUCGAGAACAACUGAGGCCUGUCUGGCCUGCCGGAAGCUUCUGGAAGCCUUGGUUUCAGGGCCGAGCCCACUGCCUCUUGACGGGCGGUGCAUCUCUGCGGACACCUCAGCCCUGGCCAACGUGGAGGCCAGGGGGCCACUGGUUCGGUCCAUGUCCCCCUUUCUUUGUGGGGCGUCACCCCAUGACUCCUGCUGCCUCCCCUGCCCUGUGGGCUGUGGGGGUCCUGGCCUUCCCGGCCUCCUGCUCAGGGUCAGUUUUGGGGGGUCGGCCCCACUGCUUCUCUCCCUCAGUUCUCUGUGCCUUCUCUGCAGGGGCCCCUGCUUCCGGCUUGGGGCAACACCACAACCAUUUGGCCUUAAUCCCGGCGCUGGGAAACAGUCUGGGACACAGGUGGGACCUGGCUCUUCGGGGACGUCUGUGUGGGUGGGCUCUGUAACUGGAGAGCAGAUCUGUCCUCCCUCCCGGGGGGUGUCCUGUCCCUCCAGGGCCCCCGUCACUGGAUGAUGUGUCCAGGUGGGCCACCUGCCGGCCGCUAGGGGACUUUAGCCCCCCCCAAGCACGUCCAUGUGGGGAGGGGGCACAGCCCCUACUCUCCGCUUCCCACACGCUCAGCACUCCAGGGACCUGGUCUCGCCCCAGCCCCCACCUGCCAGGGCACACCUGCUCACUGCUUCCACAGGUGGUGGGGAGGAGGAUCACUGAUCCCCGAGAGGCCCUCUGAGCUUCCCUGUAGAGACCCGGCUCUGUCCCCCACUCUCCAAGGUCGUGUCCGGAAUCCUGGAUGUGAGGCCAGGCCUGGGGGCAGUUCCGGGCCACCUCAGGGUCCCCCAGCACAGGUGUGUCCUCUGACCUGAGUGGACAGCAAGCAUGGUCCUGGGUGCGAAGGGGCAGGGGAGCUGGGCUUAGCGGGAACAGGUGGUCACUCGAGGCCCAGCCUGUGAUGAUGGGUGUCUAUGACAGACCCUCGUGGCCCCUGGGCCACCCGUCCUGCCCAGACCAUCCUCCCUGCCCAGCAUUGGGGGGGGGGGCUUGGCAUGUCCCUGCUGCUCACAGACAGCAUCUCGCUGGCCCUGUGUCUGUCCUCUGGAAAGAACAGGCCUUCUAGAAUGUUCUGCAGUGUCCCCACAGGACCCUCCCUCUUUGACUCCCCCCAACCCCCAGUGUGACUGUCUCCAUGGGGCAGUAGGAGCCCCCAGGUGGCAGCAUGGGGCCUCACUUCUGUCGGGGCCCUGCCCAUGAACCCCGUGUGUGUGGGGGGUCCCUGGGCAUCUGUGAAUGCCACUGAUCACAUGUGCAGGCCCCAGACCCUCUUGCCUUAUAGGUGGUGGGGGGGCCCCCAGGCCCCAGGAAGCUCCCCCCGACGCACACACGCACGCAAGCACACACACAAUCACACACAUACACACACACGCAGAGCCCCAGCCCCAGAAAGCCUUACUUCUCAGCGCACUGUUUUCGUAGCCAAACGUUUUGUGAAUUUGUAUGUGGAAAGAAAAGGGGAAAUAAAUAACAGGAUAAAUGGGGGACCCACCCUGGGGGGGAGCAGCUGCCCUGAAGCACCUAGGGACGCCCCUCCCCACAGCACCUGACUGCCGCCCCCCAUGCAGAGGGAGAGGUGGGGGGACCCCGCUGAGUCGGGAUGUAGUCUGACCUAGCGCAGCGUUUACGGCAGAGGAACAGGGGCUCUUGGGGGACGCUUGGUGUGGCUGAGCUUCAGGAAGGGGUGCAGCUGUGCUCCCCACGCACCACGCUCUAGUCUCAGGAAUCAGCUUGUUACUUUUACUGUGUAAAUAAAGCUUCCUGGUUCACCGCC
Molecule: messenger RNA, 3351 nt
Organism: Erinaceus europaeus (western European hedgehog)
Lineage: Eukaryota; Metazoa; Chordata; Mammalia; Eulipotyphla; Erinaceidae
Gene: FAM53B
Product: family with sequence similarity 53 member B
Exons: 5
Coding region: 512-1552 (346 amino acids)
Biological process (GO): protein import into nucleus; positive regulation of canonical Wnt signaling pathway
Cellular component (GO): nucleus
Source: RefSeq, a predicted model, not a curated record